Messenger RNA from Odobenus rosmarus divergens (Pacific walrus), 1029 nucleotides. RefSeq lists its product as uncharacterized. Bases 1 to 1029 code for a protein of 342 amino acids. The record is from RefSeq and is a predicted model, not a curated record. The transcript has 2 exons. Lineage: Eukaryota; Metazoa; Chordata; Mammalia; Carnivora; Odobenidae.
AUGGCAGGGGAGGCGUUUAGAAAAUUUCUUCCCCUCUUUGACCGAGUUUUAGUUGAAAGGAGUGCAGCUGAAACUGUAACCAAAGGAGGUAUUAUGCUUCCAGAAAAAUCUCAAGGAAAAGUGUUGCAAGCAACAGUAGUAGCUGUUGGAUCGGGCUCUAAAGGAAAGGGUGGAGAGAUUCAUCCAGUUAGUGUGAAAGUUGGAGAUAAAGUUCUCCCAGAAUAUGGAAGCACCAAAGUAGUUCUAGAUGACAAGGAUUAUUUCUUAUUUAGAGAUGGUGACAUUCUCAGAAGGUAUACGCCCCCGCCCAAUCCUGAGCUUGCCCCGCCCCUUUCGCAAAACCUUGCCCCAUAUCCCCGCGCCGAUUGGUCAGGCCGCCAGCUCGGCGCCGCUCACAGAAGAGCCGGAGAAGCGGAGUUUGCUCAAGGAAUGGGGCCCCGCGGCCCUGCUGCGCAUGCUCGCUGGGAGCCCGCUUGGGCGUUCCAAGAGGUCCGCUUCCCCGCGGGGUGGCGCGCGCUCCCGGCUAGUGGGGCGGCGCGCGGGCACGGGGCUCGCUCCCGAGAGGGCAGGUGGGGGCUGGGAGCGGGCGCUAGGGUUGUGGUGGCCGGAGGCGCCUGGGCCGCGAGGUCUACGCCUGUGGCUGCGGCGGCCGAGGCCAAAGGACCCGCCGCGGCUCGGUCUCCGGAGAGGGAGGGCUCCGCUGCCGCCGCCGCCCGGCCGGUGCCCGGUGAGCACGGGCCCCAGCGGGCCGGGGAGGGUCCCGGGUCCCACGGCGUGGCCGCGCCCCCGGUCAGGCCUCCCCGAGGGUCCCGAGGGCUGUUGAGGCUGGAAGGGGGGGUGGUGUCACCCAGCUCAGUGUCCCGGCGCUCAGGCCGCUCCUUGUCCUUCACCCGAGACUCGUCUCCUUUCUCCUGGCUCCUCCUUCGCCCCAAUCCAGCCGACCCCGGACUGAGCCCUGACACCCCCAGCAAGGGAGCCCCCCGUUCGUCCCCACCCCCCGCCCGGCCGUGUCCGCCGCACCGGCGCUGA